GAAGAGGAAACCCCCCAUAAGGAAGAAGAAGAGUCGCUACUGCUUGGCUGAGCCUGAGCACAUCAGGUUGAGUCGCAAUUGUGUUAAGAUUUUCCUCUAGUGCACGCGCUCCAAUGGAAGGGGUCACUAUUGGGCGUAUACGUGCAUAAUACGGAAAUGUGGACAGUUAUUUUCCUGUUCGGAUGUCACUUCUAAAGGUACUGGCCCCUUUCCGUCCUUGAAGCAGAGAAAAUAAUUAAGAGAUGGGAAAGAUGACUACGCUCCACUUUUCAUCGUCUGCUACUUUAAGACUGUCAGAGAGAGACUGAAAGGAAAGGGAAGUGUAAUACAGGCAAGAGGGCGAGGCCAGGAGAAAACAUCGGAAGCUAUCAGCGUCUCUACGAAGCAGAGGGAAUGGCUUUCUUGGACAACCCGGCCAUUAUUCUGGCUCACAUCCGACAGUCUCAUGUGACAAGUGACGAUACGGGAAUGUGUGAGAUGGUACUAAUAGACCAGGAUGUAGAUCUGGAGAAGUGCCAGCUGGCUCUGGUGCCUGGCAGCAGCUGUGGGUCAACAGGGUCAGAUUCCCUGAUCGAGGGGGACGGCAGUUUGACUGACAAUCAUGCAUGCGACCUCUCCCAGUCCCUGGACAUCACCUCUAGCUGGGACUUUGGUGUCCGUCGACGGUCCAACACAGCGCAAAGACUUGAAAGGUUAAGGAAAGAACGGCAGAACCAAAUCAAAUGUAAAAACGUUCAGUGGAAGGAGAGGUCGAACUCUCAAUCAGCGGAGGAUCUGGGCUCCCUGUUUGAAAAACGGGACUUUAAGGACCGGCCAAAGACAACAGGUACCAAAUCCACGCUUUCACUGCGGCUGGAGCAGUGUCCCCAGCAGCUCAACAACCCCUUCAAUGAAUAUUCCAAAUUUGAUGGCAAGGGCCACAUUGGCACGACGGCCACAAAAAAGAUAGACGUCUACCUGUCGAUGCAGCUGGCUCAGGAGAAAGUACACCCAAUGAUGGUGGUGACCAUCGCCAACGCACGCGUCCACGACCUCAUCGGCCUCAUAUGUUGGCAGUACACAAGCGAGGGGCGAGAGCCCAAACUCAAUGACAACGUGAAUGCCUACUGUCUUCACAUUGCGGAGGACGAUGGGGAGGUGGACACGGACUUCCCCCCGCUGGACUCCAAUGAGCCCAUCCACAAGUUUGGUUUCAGCACCUUGGCCCUGGUGGAGAAAUAUUCCUCACCAGGCCUCGCUUCUAGACAGUCCCUGUUUGUCCGAAUAAAUGCUGCUCAUGGUUUCUCUUUAAUCCCCGUGGACAGUCUGAAGGUCACCAUGAAAGAAAUUCUGCAGAAAGCUCUGAAGAAGAGGAAGGGCUCCCAGAAAGGCUCAGGGCCCAUGUAUCGCCUGGAGAAGCAGACUGAGCCGAACGUCUCAGUGGACCUGGACUCGACACUGGAGAGCCAGAGCACUCUGGAGUUCUGCCUCGUCCGAGAAAACAGCUCCAGGGGCGAAGAGAGCUCAGAGGAAGACCCCCCCAUCGAUAUCACCACGGUGCAAGACAUGUUGAGCAGCCACCACUAUAAGUCCUUCAAGAUCAGCAUGAUCCACAAGCUGCGCUUCACCACGGAUGUCCAGCUAGGCGUUUCAGGAGAGAAGCUGGAGAUCGAUCCUGUCACCAAUCAGAAGGCCAGCACCAAGUUCUGGAUCCGACAGAAGCCCAUCUCUAUCGACUCGGACCACCUGUGUGCCUGCGACCUCGUAGAGGAGCGAAGCCCCAGCCAUGCAAUAUUUAAGCUCACUUAUCUCAGCAACCACGACUACAAGCCGCUCUACUUCGAGUCUGAUGCUGCUACUGUCAACGAAAUAGUGCUGAAGGUGAACUAUAUCCUCGAGUCCCGAGCCAGCACCUCUCGGGCCGACUACUUUGCCCAGAAGCAGCGCAAGCUGAGCCGGCGGACCAGCUUCAGCUUCCAGAAGGAGAAGAAGACUGGCCAGUAGACGGGCUGAAGCUGCUCAGAUGCCUGUCUGCCUGCACGUGCGGGGUCCGACUUGUUGACAGGGCCCGGCGGUCCCGUACCCGGACAGCAGCGGGCUGAACCGAAGCAGAGACUGACCGGAGAGUCGGGUCUGCUGGAGCACGGGGCCGGUGAAGGCCCCCUUAGGCUCCAUGGUGCAUAGAGAGCCCACGACCAAAAAACUCUUCUCUAAGCAUCCGUGGGACUGAGGUUUGGCUCCGGUUCAUUCACUGCCUCUGAACAUGAGCUCCGUCCUCCACGAGGGAUGUGUACAAUUCAACGAAAAAAGCCACAUGCUACAUUUUUGCUUCUGUUAAAUAGACUGUGCUUUUUCAUGUACUGUACAUAGAAAAUUCACAUUCAAGAAAAUGAAAUAAUGAUGUAACAGAAAUACAAUAGCCAAGUCUGGAUUAUUGCAAACAGGUCAACACCCUUCUGCCUUGAUUCCUUCUAAGGGCUAGCAUUUGUAUUGCCUCUUACUGGCUCUCAACAUGGCGACGGUUGAGCAGCUAACGGUGCUAACAGUGUAGACUAAGGCAUAGGGGUUGAUCUGAGGGGACCACCCUCACAUGCACUAAAAGGCACGUGGGGUGAGCAAAGCACAGAGACGCUCCGAUAUCGACACACGCAACAACUUCCUUUUCGGCUCAGGUAGACAUUAGCACGCUAUAUAUCUAUGUAUAUGUGUGUGUAUAUAUAUAUAUAUACAUAUAUCAUUUGUAAUUGUUUGCUGCUAAGUUAAUGCUUUUAAUAUCCAAUUUGUCAUUGUUGAUUUUUGUUUCUAAUGCAUUGUACUGAGAGGCAUUUACCCUCUGCCAUAGGUCUGGGAUGGACAAAUUAAUAGAAACACUUCUCCCUCUUUUAUGAAAUAUAGCCGUUAUCAAAUGAAUUCAUGCUUUAGCAUUGUGACGGAGCUGAGGCAAGGGAAGGAUGAGGUAGAGCCAACGGUCACCCAAACCAACACCGUCUGCCUAAAAGGUGCAGUGUGACGUUAUAAUGAUAAUGUAUGCAGUCAGCAGCACCCACAGCCUGUUGCACAAACACACCGACCAUUCAUUGUUUGUGUCAACAGCGUUCAUCCCGGACUGAACUGCUCACACUCAGGGAUCCCCUGAAGGAUGGCUGUGAUCAUCCUCUAGUUCUACGACAUGUUGAUGUGUCUAAGGGACUAAUGGAGCUGCGGGAAGUGGUCGCGUAACGCUAGGUCCACUAAAAGAGCUUGUUUUGACACUGACGGGCUCAGAUUGUUAUUACAAGUGACUGACAGCGUUCUGAAACGAGGCCUACAGAGAAAUAAAACCCUUUUUCUCCACUUUUCCCUUGA
Pungitius pungitius (ninespine stickleback) is the source of this 3324-nucleotide messenger RNA. It is a transcript of the gene mapkap1, whose product is annotated as MAPK associated protein 1. The transcript is spliced from 12 exons. The record is from RefSeq and is a predicted model, not a curated record. Gene Ontology annotation, cellular component: TORC2 complex; cytoplasm; plasma membrane. NCBI's taxonomy places the organism in Eukaryota, Metazoa, Chordata, Actinopteri, Perciformes, Gasterosteidae. Gene Ontology annotation, molecular function: phosphatidylinositol-4,5-bisphosphate binding. The coding region runs from base 394 to 1983 and encodes 529 amino acids. Gene Ontology annotation, biological process: TORC2 signaling.